Messenger RNA from Parnassius mnemosyne (clouded apollo), 2045 nucleotides. NCBI's taxonomy places the organism in Eukaryota, Metazoa, Arthropoda, Insecta, Lepidoptera, Papilionidae. The record is from the annotation of a GenBank genome assembly.
AUUUAUUCAGAUUAGACAUAUAUACAAAUAUAGGCAGUGUCUGGGUAGCCUGAACUUUAUAGGAUUAGUUUAGAUAAUUUAAAAGAUUUGAUUUUCAUAUUUCGUAGUAUAAUGUCGUUAGUGAUUAAACCGGUUAUGAUGGAACCUUGCUAUAUUCAAGAACAUUAAAUAUAAUAUCAUCAGUACUGUUUUGCUUUUCGUCCGGCUCACACGUUUUUGUCACAAAAUAAUGUGUUUGGAAUAAAAAGUGUAAUUUUUUUUAAAAAUCUAAAUCAGUGAUUGAAAUAAUUAAUAAUUCCAAUGUCAACGUGAUAUAAAUCGAAUAAAACAAUUCACCGGGCCGCGGUACCUUGAAAGUGGGUUUUUUUCAAUCAUAGGUUUUUCCUCGUUUUACAAGUGUUUGCAAGAUGAGUUUGAAGUUGUCUUUCAUCCUUUUUUUAGUGCCCUUUAUACAAUGUGAUCAAAGUGGAACCGAUUUGAAUGCGGACAUUAUUCGCGAAAUCUUCGGCAAUGCAACAUACCAAGCGCCUCCACAGGCGAUCCAGGUGGCAGCUAUCACACCAGCAAAUAACACCUUAGUGGAUCCAGAAUAUUUGGAAACCAUGGACGUCUAUUACCCAGCUGCAGCUGACUACGAUAAAUUUGACUGGACUCUUACAAAGCGUGUAGCGGCAUCGUCGGAGGAGAACUUCUUGCUGUCUCCAUUGGGGCUGAAGUUAGCUCUUGCUAUCCUGACAGAAGCAGCAACAGGAGCCACACAUGCUGAGCUAUCUUCCGUGCUUGGUUUCGACCUCGACAGAGUUCUGGUUAGGAAAAAGUUUGCCGGUAUAUUGGACUCACUACAGACAAAAUCUUCGAAGUAUAUACUAAACUUGGGUAGCAGAAUCUACAUCGGAGAAAACGGUGAACCUCGUCAACGAUUCGCUGCGAUCGCCGAGAAUUACUAUAAGACUGAGUUAAUGAAGAUAGACUUCGGCAGUCCCGUGGAAGCGGCAACUUCUAUUAACGAAUGGAUCUCUAACAUAACUAUGGGACGGAUACCCAAUUUAGUAAAUGCAGAUGACGUCGCAGGAGUUGCGAUGUUAGUGCUCACGACUCUUUACUUCAAGGGUACUUGGCGACACCAGUUCGUUCCUAACGCUACCAGGCCGUCUUCGUUCUACGUCUCGUCAAAAUGCUUCAAGGAGGUCCAGUUUAUGAAUGUCAAAAACAAGUUUUAUUACGCCGAGUCAUCUAAGUUCGACGCGAAAAUUAUAAGAAUGUCGUAUUUGGGUGACAAAUUUGCAAUGUAUAUUGUAGUUCCAAACUCCUUAACCGGAUUGCCGCGCGUAUACAACAACCUCAGUGACCUUCGCAGUGAGCUACACCUGCUCCAACGGCACUUGGUAGAUUUGACCUUGCCAAAGUUCAAAUUCGACUACACUUCGAUCUUAGACGGCGUACUAAAGGAGUUGGGUAUUCGAGAAGCGUUCGAAGACACGGCUUCGUUCCCCGGUAUCUCUCGUGGGCAACUUCUGUCCCAACGGCUAAAGGUGUCGAAGGUGUUGCAGCGGUCUGGCAUCGAAGUGAACGAGCUUGGCAGUAUAGCUUACUCGGCUACAGAAAUAUCUCUGGAAAACAAGUUCGGCGAAGAUGAGUCUUUCUACGAGGUGGUGGUUAACAGACCCUUCAUGUUCUUCAUCCAGGACGAAGCUACAAGACAGUUAUUAUUUACAGGUCGCGUAUCAGACCCAAGUCUCGUAGACGGUGCUUUUAAGCUCUCAUAAUAGAUCGACAUAAACACAAAUCUAAGUUUUACUAUACCUACCACUAGGGCUAAACUCAAUUCAAAUUUAAGUUAAUAUAAAAUUGUACUCAAUGUCUCUAUUUCUUAAUUUAAUUAUAUUUUAAAUUAUUUACUGAUUAUUAAUAAAAGCCUUUUUAAAAUCCUGGUUGUACAGAUAUAAUUUAACAUAUACUUAAAUCGCUGACUGUACCUACUAUAAUAUUAUGACCCUAAUGAUUUGAUACUGUAUUUUGUGAAUGUUAAUUAUAAGUUUGUUUUU